Neofelis nebulosa (Clouded leopard) is the source of this 6423-nucleotide messenger RNA. It is a transcript of the gene SLITRK3, whose product is annotated as SLIT and NTRK like family member 3. Gene Ontology annotation, molecular function: protein binding. The record is from RefSeq and is a predicted model, not a curated record. Gene Ontology annotation, cellular component: GABA-ergic synapse; postsynaptic density membrane. Gene Ontology annotation, biological process: regulation of presynapse assembly; axonogenesis; positive regulation of synapse assembly. The transcript is spliced from 3 exons. Bases 1792 to 4731 code for a protein of 979 amino acids. Lineage: Eukaryota; Metazoa; Chordata; Mammalia; Carnivora; Felidae.
UUCCCCUCCCCAACCCCUUCUCUCAUCUACACACUACCCACCCCCACUCCCACCUACCCAAAGGGUCAAGAGCAAAGACACCGGGAGAAGGCAAGGGCUAGUCCCAUCUCCCCAGAUUCAAGGAGGCCUUGGGCAGGGAUUGCACUGAGUGACAACCUUACAGGAAGCCAGAAAGAGAAAGAAAUAAAAAAAUAAAGAAAACCCAGAGACCUAGCCAGGACUCUCGGGGACCACGAAGCUCGACGCUGAACCGAGAGUACCGAGAUUUUAAGUGAGAGAACCCAGUCCUAGGACACUCGCGCUGCCUGCCUCCCAUCGAGGGUACACAGAACUGUGAUCGUGAGCUCCCUGUCACUGGUCUCGUCGCGCUAGGUGAGCGCCCGGCUCUCCCAUUGGUAUGCAGCGACCAUUUCCCUUCGAGUCUCAAAGGUGGAAACACUUAAAAGGAUUACAAGCGUGAUUUGGUGGCCUUUCUGAAAGUUGGUGGACGGAGGGAGAGGAACUGCAAGCCUACGGCAUAAUGGAUACAAUUCAGCCGCCCAGAGAGUUUGCACCUCCCGCUGGGAAGCCCCUCGGAGCUCAUCUCGGAGAUCUAGAGCGCUCGGCGCGGAUAGGUGGAAGCAAACACAUGGCUGUUGAAUCCAGGGGAAAUCGAAGGCUUUGAGCUGCAGCACAACAAAAGGAUUCCUGGUGCAAAGAGAUCGAAGCAAAAUGCAGGAGACACUCAGUCCAAGUCCCUCAGGCUGCCUGAGCUCUUAUUCGGGACACCUAAGCAGAAUCAGCUAGAUCCAGCUCUUCUCUGGGGACCUGAAUUUCCCUUUAUCUCCGCCUUUGGAAGGGGAAUGUCUGUGCUAUGAAAAGGAUAAUUCCAAAGGAUAAUCUUACUUUUCAACCAGUCUACACUAGAGAGACGAGCUUUGGAAACCAGAAGAGCAAACCAGUCAGAUGAUUUCCUUGAGAGUUAAAAACAGUAUUUUUUUUUUUUUAAAGGGAAAAAAUGCCUACACCCCUCCCCCUCCCCCUUCCCCACCAAAGGAAUGUUUCCUUUAGGUUGGCCUCUGCUUCCGUGUUUCUUAUUUUGACAAUUUGUUAAGUCGAUCCCUUCACUUCUUUUCUUGCCCCUUAAACACACACACACACGUACACGCGCGCGCGCACACACACACACACACACACACACACACACACACACUCUAUAGUCAGGGCUUCGUAGUGCUCGCUCCCGACCCAAGCUAAGCGCGUUCCCCUUCUUGGAGCUCAUUUUCGUGACGUGGAAAGCCGGAACCAGGGUUACAGCACAUAUUUAAAAAAAAAAAAAAAAGCCAGCACAAGAGAAGUCCGAGAUUCUGCACUGAGAUUGAGCCUGCCUUCCUGCCUGCCUCCCUCCCGCCCUUCCUCCCAGUGCCCAAUGAUGUGCUGCCGGUACCCAGCGAGAGCAGCCACGGCGGCAGCGGCGGCGGCGGCGGCGGCGGCAGCAGCGAAGCUGGAAGCCUGCAGCAGCCCCUUCUCCUCCCUCCUCUAUUGAGUGUGCCAAGCGGCAGUUCUGCAUUCUAAAGAAGCCCAUUGAAAGGCCCAUUGCAUUCCCAGCACGUCUCAAGCUUGCUGCUUGUAUUUUUUCUCUUCGUCUCCCCCACCCACCCCCUCUAUCCCCCUUUGCUUCAGUUUCAGCAAAAGGAAGGGAGGGAGAGAGAGAGAAUCCUUAAACUCAAGCUUUUUUUUUUUUUUCCUUCCAAUGUUAAAUACUUAAAAAAAAAACCUCCUGCAAAAUAGUUUUGUAAUCAACUACGAACGAUGAAAUCUUCCAUAGCUGAGAUGCUUCACAGAGGGAGGAUGUUGUGGAUAAUUCUUCUAAGCACAAUUGCUCUAGGAUGGACUACCCCGAUUCCCCUGAUAGAGGACUCAGAGGAAAUAGAUGAGCCCUGUUUUGAUCCAUGCUACUGUGAAGUUAAAGAAAGCCUCUUUCAUAUACAUUGUGACAGUAAAGGAUUUACAAAUAUUAGUCAGAUUACUGAGUUCUGGUCAAGACCUUUUAAACUGUAUCUGCAAAGGAAUUCAAUGAGGAAAUUGUACACCAACAGUUUUCUUCAUUUGAAUAACGCUGUGUCCAUUAACCUUGGGAACAAUGCAUUGCAGGACAUUCAAUCAGGAGCUUUCAAUGGUCUUAAGAUCUUAAAGAGGUUAUAUCUACAUGAGAACAAACUAGACAUCUUCAGAAAUGACACCUUCCUUGGCUUGGAAAGUCUGGAAUAUCUGCAGGCAGAUUACAAUGUCAUUAAACGUAUUGAGAGUGGGGCAUUUCGGAACCUAAGUAAAUUGAGAGUUCUGAUUUUAAAUGAUAAUCUCAUCCCCAUGCUUCCGACCAAUUUAUUUAAGGCUGUCUCCUUAACCCAUCUGGACCUACGUGGAAAUAGGUUAAAGGUUCUUUUUUACCGAGGAAUGCUAGACCACAUUGGCAGAAGCCUGAUGGAGCUCCAGCUGGAAGAAAAUCCCUGGAACUGUACAUGUGAGAUUGUGCAGCUAAAGAGUUGGCUGGAACGCAUUCCUUACACAGCCCUGGUGGGAGACAUCACCUGUGAGACCCCCUUCCAUUUCCAUGGAAAGGAUCUGCGAGAAAUCAGGAAGACAGAACUCUGUCCCUUGUUGUCUGACUCUGAGGUGGAGGCUAGUUUGGGGAUUCCCCACUUGUCAUCAAGCAAGGAGAAUGCAUGGCCGACUAAGCCUUCCUCAAUGUUGUCCUCUGUCCAUUUCACUGCUUCUUCUGUUGAAUACAAGUCCUCAAAUAAACAGCCCAAGCCCACCAAACAGCCCCGAACACCAAGGCCACCCUCUACAUCCCAAGCUUUAUACCCUGGUCCAAACCAACCUCCCAUUGCUCCUUACCAGACCAGACCACCCAUUCCCAUUAUAUGUCCUACUGGGUGUACCUGUAAUUUGCACAUCAACGACCUUGGCUUGACUGUCAACUGCAAAGAGCGAGGAUUUAACAACAUUUCUGAACUUCUUCCAAGGCCAUUGAAUGCCAAGAAACUUUACCUGAGUAGCAAUCUGAUUCAGAAAAUAUACCGUUCUGAUUUUUGGAAUUUCUCCUCCUUGGAUCUCUUGCAUCUGGGGAAUAAUCGUAUUUCUUAUGUCCAGGAUGGGGCCUUCAUCAACCUGCCCAACCUAAAGAGCCUCUUUCUCAAUGGCAACGAUAUUGAGAAGCUGACACCAGGCAUGUUCCGAGGACUACAGAGUUUGCACUACUUGUACUUUGAGUUCAAUGUCAUCCGAGAAAUCCAGCCUGCAGCCUUCAGCCUCAUGCCCAACUUGAAGCUGCUAUUCCUCAACAAUAACUUGCUGAGGACCCUCCCGACAGAUGCCUUUGCAGGCACAUCCCUGGCCCGGCUCAACCUGAGAAAGAACUACUUCCUCUACCUUCCUGUGGCUGGCGUCCUAGAACACUUGAAUGCCAUUGUCCAGAUAGACCUCAAUGAGAAUCCUUGGGACUGUACCUGUGACCUGGUCCCCUUCAAACAGUGGAUUGAAACCAUCAGCUCAGUCAGCGUUGUGGGUGAUGUGCUUUGCAGGAGCCCUGAGAACCUCACCCACCGCGAUGUGCGCACCAUUGAGCUGGAAGUUCUCUGCCCAGAGAUGCUGCACGUCCCACCAGCUGGAGCAUCCCCAGCCCAGCCUGGAGAGUCUCACCUUGCUGGGGGGCCAACGAGUGCAUCACCUUAUGAGUUCUCUCCCCCCGGGGGCCCUGUGCCACUUUCUGUGUUGAUUCUCAGCCUGCUGGUUCUUUUCUUUUCAGCAGUCUUUGUUGCUGCAGGCCUCUUUGCCUACGUGCUCCGACGGCGCCGGAAGAAGCUGCCCUUUAGGAGCAAGCGACAAGAAGGGGUGGACCUUACCGGCAUCCAGAUGCAAUGCCACCGGCUGUUUGAGGAUGGUGGGGGUGGUGGAGGUGGAAGUGGAGGUGGGGGCCGAGCGACUAUUUCGUCCCCAGAGAAGGCCCCUCCUGUGGGCCAUGUAUAUGAGUACAUCCCCCACCCAGUGACCCAAAUGUGCAACAACCCCAUCUAUAAGCCUCGUGAGGAGGAGGAGGUGGCUGUUUCAUCAGUCCAGGAGUCAGGGAGUGCAGAACGAGGGGGUCCUGGGACACAGCCACCAGGAGUAGGUGAGGUUCUCCUAGGAAGUGAGCAGUUUGCGGAGACACCCAAGGAGAACCACAGCAACUACCGGACCUUGCUGGAAAAAGAAAAGGAGUGGGCCCUGGCAGUGUCCAGCUCCCAGCUCAACACCAUAGUGACGGUGAAUCAUCAUCACCCUCACCCUCACCACCCAGCAGUUGGUGGGGUUUCUGGGGUAGUUGCGGGAACUGGGGGAGACUUGGCUGGGUUCCGCCACCAUGAGAAGAAUGGUGGGGUGGUGCUGUUUCCUCCUGGGGGAGGCUGUGGCGGUGGCAGUAUGCUCCUAGACCGAGAGAGGCCACAGCCAGCCCCCUGCACAGUGGGAUUCGUGGAUUGUCUCUAUGGCACAGUGCCCAAAUUAAAGGAACUGCACGUCCACCCUCCGGGCAUGCAAUAUCCAGACUUACAGCAGGACGCCAGGAUCAAAGAAACCCUUCUCUUCUCGGCUGGAAAGGGCUUCACAGACCACCAAACCCAAAAAAGUGAUUACCUCGAGUUAAGGGCCAAACUUCAAACCAAGCCGGAUUACCUCGAAGUCCUGGAGAAGACAACAUACAGGUUCUAACGAAAAAAGAAAAAUAAAUUAGUGCUUUUUUUUUUUUCAAAAGAAAAGGAAAAUAAAAGAAAUAUCCCUUGCUCCCUUUACACUUGUCCCAAUAACUCCAUUCUCACAAACUUCCCUGCCCUGAACAGGACUGAAACCGCAUGAUAACUAGAAAAUACAGAUGUAUGCUCUCCCCUCUCAGAUGUGAUUUGGAGGAAGGGCCAUACUCAGAUCAUUAAUCAAUGAAGUGCCUUCGCAGACUUUUGCCAGCAAAUGUUAUCAUUAUUUUUUUAUACUGAAACUUGAGACUUUGACUGUGCCAUGUAUAAGGUAUAUUGGGGAUCGUUGUAUUGAUCCUAAUUAAGUAAAAUUCAACGUGUCUUUUUAUUUUCAGUAAUUUUUUUUAGUUGUAGUUUCGUUUGACAGGGAGGGGGGAAAACAAAUUGACAUUUGUGGCUUUCUUUCCUCUUCCCAUCAUGGCACAGAUUCUGUACAUGUAUUAACAAUGCAGUUUGCUGCAUGCCUGGAAACUGCAAGACGGGGAGGGAGGGGGCGGGUCUUGCUUGAAUGUUCUCACCCACUCUUUUUUCUGUCACACACAUACCCACAUGCAAAUCACCAAUCGCUGCAAACCAUUAGGUCCCUAAACCUGCAGCCUCUUCCUUCUGGUACAGGUACACACACAUGCAGACGUAUAAACCUGCACAUGCAUACACACGCGCGCGCACACACACACACACAAAACACACACAAACAUACACACCCCAUUCCCUUUUAACACUAUCUAAUUAUUUCGGGUUUGAUCCAUUCCUCUCCUCUUCAUAGCUUCACCUUCCCUUCACCCCUAGUGUACAGCUCUCGCCUACCACCCUGGGAAAGGUCAUAUUCUAGGUUGGAUCCUAAUGAAGUGGAGGCCUGGUUUAACAGCCAGAGGCACAUACCUAGGGAUGAGCACCCUCUUUGUGACACUUCAUCCUGAUGCCAAGAGUUUUUGGAGACCAUCUGCACUUUCUUAUAUAUAUAUAUAUAUAUAUAUAAUAUUGAAAAAACAAAAAAAGCAACUGGGUAUAUAUCACUAACAGCUUUGUAGGAAGCACUUUUAAUGUUUUCUCUCACACACAAAGAUUCAAAAGAAAUGUGCAUAUAUUUAUUCUGUAAUUUCAGUGAUUAUAAAUUGUAAAGGUAAUGUUUAAUCAUUGUAUAGUGAUUAUGCGUCUGGUAUAGCUUUCCUAAUAAAGAGUUUUUGAAAAAUAUAAUACAUUAUAUAUAGAGGACACCAAGCUUGGACCUGAAACCACAGCUAUGCCGUGCCUUUUGUGCUCCCACUUUUUUGAACCUUUCUUUUACUUGUUAUACAGAAAGCUGGUUUAUUAAUAAGUUUGAUGCACUGUGAUGUUGAUAAAUCUUAUAACCCACCACCCCCAUCACAUGCCAGGACACAGUCGGGACUUAAAAAAAUCUGAUUUAUAUAGUUCACUUUUAUUUUUGUCUUGAAUUAUGAAUCUCAAACUCACUACCCCAGUGACGCACCGGUUUUCCUAGGCAGGCUGUGACUGGGGGAAAAUAGAGUAACUAGAUUGCUAAGAAGUAUAGGAUUAUAUAGAGGAGGCAAUCAAGGAUCCAUGCACCUUAAAAUAGUAAAUGACAGAAAGAAAAAGGAAAGUGAAAUUGCUAUUCUUUUUAAAAACAUGAACCAGAAUAUCACACACACAC